CAUGCUCGACAUAGCCUCUGUAUAUAUUUUGGCCCUUUCUACCUCCUCUUUCGCAGAAUUCUAUUGGCUCUGUUCUUAGAUCCUCUGUUUUAUAUCUUUCUUGCAAACUCUCACCCAUUCUUUAUCCAACACUACUGCUGUUAUCUUUCUGCUCAUCAAAUCCAUCCCUUUUAAUUGAAUCUGGUUAACAUGAUUUCAAGGCGUGCAUGCUUUCGCAAUCUGCUUCAAUCUCUUCGAACCAGUUAUUCUUCGUCCAAGAUAGGAGAUUACCAUAGAUUUGCAUCUCAGGCUUCCUCUUCUCUGCAACAAGUAUUCCAACCAUCUACUUACAGCGAUGAUGAAUACUCAGAAGUCGACUGGGAUAAUCUUGGCUUUUGCAUGAUGCGUACUGAUUACAUGUACAUGACGAAAUGCACUAAAGGAGAGUGUUUUGAACAAGGACAGCUUAGUCGAUAUGGAAACAUUGAGCUGAGCCCUGCUGCUGGAGUUCUAAAUUAUGGGCAGGGACUGUUUGAAGGCACAAAAGCAUACAGGAGUGAAGAGGGACGCCUUCUUCUCUUCCGUCCAGAACAGAAUGCAAUUCGCAUGAAAAUGGGGGCUGAAAGAAUGUGCAUGCCAUCACCCUCCAUUGAUCAAUUUGUAGAUGCUGUGAAGCAAACUGCCAUAGCCAACAAGCGUUGGGUUCCUCCUGCGGGGAAAGGGUCUCUAUAUUUGAGGCCUCUGCUCAUGGGAAGUGGUGAAAUAUUGGGUUUGGGUGCAGCACCCGAAUACAUAUUCCUUAUUUAUGUUUCCCCUGUUGGAAACUAUUUCAAGGAGGGUUUUGCACCCUUGAACUUGUAUGUUGAGGAAGAGUUUGAUCGCGCCUCUUGCGGUGGAACUGGAGGGAUCAAAUCAAUCACCAACUAUGGCCCAGGUCUGAAAGCAUUGACUAGAGCAAAAAGCAGAGGAUUUUCUGAUGUCGUAUACCUGGACUCUGUGAAUAAGAGGUUCAUUGAGGAGGUGUCAUCUUGUAACAUUUUCAUUCUUAAGGGCAAUGUUAUUUCUACUCCUGCAGCAAAUGGGACCAUUCUUGAAGGAGUUACCCGCAAAAGCAUCAUUGACAUUGCCCGUGGGCAUGGUUACCAGGUUGAGGAGCGUGUUAUUUCCCUUAUUGAACUGAUUGAUGCUGAUGAAAUUUUCUGCACUGGAACUGCUGUUGGCGUUGCUCCUGUAGGGAGCGUUACAUACAAGGGUCAAAGGAUUCUGUAUAAAACAGGCCCUCACACUGUGUCACAGGAACUUCACUCAACCCUUGAAGGGAUAAAAAGGGGUCUGAUUAAAGAUAACAAAGGCUGGAUCGUAGAGAUUGAUUAGAUUGAAAAAGCUCUGUACCCACCACCUCAUGGACCAAAUAUCAAAUUGUGUAAAAAAGUGUUAUUCUCCUGAACAUAAUAUGAUCAUUUCAGUGACAAAUUCACAAAUCUAAGCAUCCAAAAAUGAAAUUAUAUCUCCUCCAAAAAAGGAUAAAUACACAUUAUGUAUUUGUUGUGGUUUGCAAA
Molecule: messenger RNA, 1538 nt
Organism: Carya illinoinensis
Lineage: Eukaryota; Viridiplantae; Streptophyta; Magnoliopsida; Fagales; Juglandaceae
Product: branched-chain-amino-acid aminotransferase 2, chloroplastic
Exons: 10
Coding region: 190-1353 (387 amino acids)
Biological process (GO): branched-chain amino acid metabolic process
Molecular function (GO): branched-chain-amino-acid:2-oxoglutarate transaminase activity
Source: RefSeq, a predicted model, not a curated record